Plasmodium cynomolgi strain B is the source of this 4954-nucleotide messenger RNA. RefSeq lists its product as hypothetical. The transcript is spliced from 5 exons. NCBI's taxonomy places the organism in Eukaryota, Apicomplexa, Aconoidasida, Haemosporida, Plasmodiidae. Bases 1 to 2661 code for a protein of 886 amino acids. The record is from RefSeq and is a predicted model, not a curated record.
AUGCCAGAAAAGUUGAGCUUUGAGAAGGACGCACCCCUGGGGGAAGUGCCACGGGAGGAGUUGCCCUCGGGAGGGAUGCACUUUGGGGGAUCACACUUUGGGGGAAUACACACGGGAGGAUUACACACGGAAGGAAUACACACGGAAGGGUUACACACAGAAGCAUUACUCUCAGAAGCAUUACACUCGGAAGGAGUGCACCACGAAAUAUACACACCUCAGGUAGAGCUUCCCAUAAAUGAGUGGGUUGGUGACUCAGGAGAUGGUUCAACAAACCGUGCAAGAACCAACCGAGUAGACGCGCUGGAAAUGAUAAAAACAAAUGAGGUAACUCUGUUGGAGUCGCUAAACGAUUCAACGUGUAACAUAUUGAAGAAUCGACAUGUGCUGCGUGACCAGGGAGGAGUGUGGACAAGCGGAAGAGACAGACCUAACGGGAUUGAAGCGACACACGACAUAAUAGAGAAGCAAGAUCCGGAUAGGGAUGCAAAUAAUAGCAUUUUUAAUUUAUACCAAAGAAAGUACAGAGGGGGAGAAUUACCCAGCGGGGUGAGUUCACUACAACAGAUGAUGGAGAGAGAGACCCACGCGGAAGAGACACUAGUGCUUAGCAAAAGGGAUGAGUUAGAAGACACCAGUUGUGGGGGUGGAGAAAGGGAUGAACCAAUUAACGAACUUUAUUCGUGGGGGAACCACAACUUUUUUAAUCGAGGGAUGGCACCCCAGGGACAUAUCGAGACGGCCUUUUGUUUGGGGAAUAGCGACACGAAUUGCUUUGCGCGUGCGACAGGUGGGGAAGGCCUCCAUGGUGCAGAAGGUCUCUAUGGUGGGGAAGGCCUCUAUGAUGGAGAAGGCUUCCAUCGUGGGGAAGGCCUCUAUGGUGGAGAAGGCCUCCAUCGUGGGGAAGACCUCUAUGGUGGAGAUACCCCCCCGGGGGAGUACCCCCUACGUGGAGCCUCUCCCAUGGGACUUCCAAACAAAGGUGAAGACGCCACGCUUAACCACAUGCACAAAAGGGGGUGCUCCUUUGACAUAUCGGAGAGGUCCCCUCCUGAUGGAUCCCCUCCUGAUAGGCCCCAUUCUGAUAAGUCCCCUCCCGAUGCGUACGACAGAAGCGGCUACCACUACAUCGGUGGAGGUGCCCCCCAUGUGAAAAGCCCCCUACUGAAGGAACGAACGCAUUACUACGGAGUGAAGUUCGAUGGGGAGGACGAAGACGAGACGGGGACAGUCCCAAAAGGGGGAUGCUGUCCUCCCGUAAAAAAUAAGUGUAGCGGGUGUACUGGGUGUACUGGGUGUAGCGGGUGUAGCAGUAGUGGGGCACUGCCAGGGGACUUCUCCCAGGAGGGAUGCGAAAGCGAGAAGCCGUUCGUCUUGAAUCACUUGAGCAUGGGAGGAAGCUACAAAGGAGAAACACUCCUUUUAGGGUCUCGGGCUCUCCAAAUGGCAAGUACAGACGGAGCUUCCACAAAGAACACGUUCGACUUCGUACCCCUCGAGAACAUCCAUGUGAACGAUACGAAUGUGUUCAGGAGGAAACAAGAAGGCGUAACGAUUAGUUUAAAGGGAGACCUAAAUGGAGAGAAGAGUCACGUUGGGGAAUUGAUGCGUCUUAGGACGAUAGGAAGCUCCCAAAACGAACGUCUAAAUCGUCUCUGUAUUGGAAACCAAUUGGGCAUUCGCCUCGAUGAGGGGGAGGUCUCUACAGGAGAGCAAACGUUUUGUAGACUUAAAACGGAUAGAGGAAGCAACGAGUGCUCCUACAGGGAGAGCAAACGUCUUAGCCAGAAUGCCGAGGAGAAGGUGAACAUGCAGAUAUGCGACCUGUUGGGAUGCACCUCACGAGUUUCUGCUUUUUACGGGGGAGAUGAGCAAACAGGAGGGGGAGACCCCAGGGGGGGGGACUCCAGAGUGGGGGACUUUAGAGUGGAAGACUUCAGAGUGGAAGACUUCAGAGUGGAACCCCCCAGAGUGGAAACCCCACAACAGAUGAUGGACCCGCUUUCCUUCAUCAGAGGAACAAAGCACGCAGGGAGACUACCCCCUACCGAUACGUACCAUUUAAAUGACUUCAUAAUUUGGGACUCCCCCUAUUUGAUUGGAAAUAAAUUAGAAGCAACAGUUGGGAAGCGAAGCACCUUCCCUUCGAUCGUUACUCCAGUGGUGCCAUGUCGAGAUGGUCACCAGCCCAGGGUGGUUAGUAGCAACACAUAUCAGUCCCCAUCAAAAUGCACAGACCUGCCCUUCGAUCAGAAAAUCAGUAAUACUCAUAUGGGUAGAGACAUAUCAGGAGGUAACAGAAUGGAGAGGGUCCCCUAUGCGCAAUUUGGCAGCUGCACUGAAGAGGGAGGAAGGGGGGGGGUUAAGGAUCCCUUUUUAUACAGCAGUAGGGGGGAUAACCCUUGGGCAUUUCAGCGGAAGAAGGAUAUUUUUUCACACAACAGAGGCGAAGUGAACAAAAAGGAGUUGACCUACACGCAGAAGUUAUUUGCUAGCCCCUAUCAUGAGAGCAGUCGUGGAGAGGGCUAUCGAGACGGAAACUAUCGUGAAGGCACCUAUCGUGAAGGCGCCCAUCUUGAAGGCACCCAUCUUGAAGGCACCCAUCGUGACGGCAGACAAAGGAUGCUCACCAGGAGGACAGACACACACGACCUGUGGUGACAGUUUCACGAAGAAGGAAAUUCCAAGAGGGACCUAUGGUAGGGGAAUUACAAACGUUGGGGAACCAAGAAACGCACUCAAGGAUAGCAAUGUGAAUUUGCUGAAGUAUUUUAAGAUGAAUUUCGAGAGGGGGAGGUUCGCCAGCGUUGGGGGUGCUCGUCUUGGGGGGGGUGGCUGCAAUGGGAUGCCCAUAAUUGGUAGGGGCUCGGAUAGGAGCUCUGACAGGAGUUUUGACAGGAGUGUUGACAGAAGUUUUGACAGGAGUGUUGACAGAAGUUUUGACAGGAGAUUUGGUAGGACCCCUGACAGGAGCUUUGGUAGGAGGACUCCUCCCCAGCAGAGUGUCUUCUCCCUGAGGCCAACCGAUGCGGGGGGUGCGGAGAAGAGCAACCUGUUCGAGUCCGUCGAUACGUUCUUUUACAAUUUUAAAAAGAGCAAGACUUCCUCCGGGGGGGAGUCUCUCCAGGUGGAGGCGCGCACUGGCGGAGUGGCUGGCGGAGUGGCUGGCGGAGUGACUAGCGGAGUGAAUGUCGACCCGGUCUUCGAAAUGAAUGCUCGUGUGCGCGGCAGCUCGAGUGGCGUCACUCAGCUGGGCACCCCCAGUGGCAGCGUGACGACUACAACCACUACCACCACGACGACGACCACGAUGACUACCACUACGAUGGGCGCCGUGGGCAGGGGGGCGAACGGAGGAAGCGCCGAAAAUGGCGCAAAUGGAGGGAACGCAGCGGACGAGGCGAACGCAGCGAACACGGCAAAUGCAGCGAACAUGGCAAAUACUGCGAACACUGCAAAUGCUGCGAACACUGCAAACGUAGCGAACAGCGCGGGGGGGCCCGUGCGCAGCGGCAACACCGUCACUGUAACCACCACCAACUGCACGCAGAGGAGGAAGCCGGUGAAGGAGGACGGUCAUACGGGUGUGCAGCAGAGAGAAGGGAACAGGGGCGCUCAGGCUCAGCAUCCCCCCGCAGCGCAGGAGGAAAAAGAAAAAGAAAAAGAAGAAAAAGAAAAAGAGGAUGGAGAAGACGACGAAAAGGACGGACAGGACGAAAAAGACGAAGACGAAAAAGACGAAGACGAACAGGACGAAGACGAACAGGACGAGGAAACGAAAAACAAACACGAGCAGGAGGAGGAGCAUGCUCAAAGGAAAGAAAAAAUAAUUUUAACAAUUCAGUGGAACAUAAAAAAGAUUUCCUUACUCUGUUCGAGCGAGAACUACUUCGUUGUAUCUCCAGAAUACAAAACAGAGACCCUCAUCAACGAGUUCUUUAUCCUGUUAAAUAUAAACAAUGACUUGCAUAUUUUGAUGGAAAACUCCUUUGACCUUCUAUUCUCCUACACAGGAUUCUGUGACAUUCUUUUUUCAGUUACGUGUGGAAUUUAUCAGAAGAAAUUUUGCUCGUAUGACUGCUCUACACUACCUUGGUUUGGAUUUAAUAAGUGGGGUAUUUUAAAAAACUGCAUGGAGAAUGAUAGCAUAUCUAUCACCGUUGAUAUUCAUGAGAUUCGAAGGAAGGACUCUCUUAAGGAGGUAUUUCUGAGCAAUGUAGUAUCAUCUAUGAGGAGUACUAAUGGAAGUUUCGACUUUAAGGAGGGCACCUCUACUUCGUUGGCAGCUCUUGUGGAGGAGGGGGAGAAGGAGAAGGAGGAGGAGAAGGGGGAGAAAAAGAAGGAGGAGAAGAAGGGCCCUUCUUGCAUGAUUGCCACGGCAUCCGCUACAACUGCUGCUAGCUCCUCUCCUCUCGAUGGGGGACGCCAUAGACGAAGCCAAAAAUGCUUCUUCCCUCAAAGUGUAUCUACCACAACCGAAUCUUGCAACAAAUUCGUCGCUCCCAAUGUGAAGAAAAGACACACAGGCAGCAUGCACAUGGCUAGUACGCGCCCGAGUGCAAUCCAAUGGCAUACCAAACAAACCAGCAUGAAUAACUGGAACGGAAAAAUGACAAGUCAGGAAAUGGUCAGAAGCAACAGAGAGACCAACCCAUCGCACGGGAAUAAGCUAUACAAAAUGAUGAAAAAAAAUCUGUACGCUCAUAAAAUAAUUGAGGUGUGUUCCCCCUUGGAGCGUGAUCAUGCAGGGGGGGUAGUUCAACUGUCUCAGGGGAUUCAGGAAGGGACUCCCUUCUCCAAAGGCACCUCUGGCAGCACUGUUCAGAGAGCCACUAAAUGUGGUGGCAGUGAAUGUGUCGGUCAACCCAUCGUGCAGCUGGAACGUUCAUCUCAAAUGAAGAAGGAGGGCCCGUUCGGAAAGGACUCCCCCCAGAAGGGAGGCAACCAAUGUUAA